Molecule: messenger RNA, 1979 nt
Organism: Osmia lignaria (orchard mason bee)
Lineage: Eukaryota; Metazoa; Arthropoda; Insecta; Hymenoptera; Megachilidae
Gene: Arp10
Product: Actin-related protein 10
Source: RefSeq, a predicted model, not a curated record
GAGAAAAUGGCGAUGUGUCGCCCUCGGCAUAGAUUUCCCCUUCCGUUGUGAUUAUUCCUUUUAACAUCAAACAGCAAUCAAAGCUUAAAAGUGUGUUAUUCAGAUGCAAAGUAAAAUAAUUGUUAUCAGUUAUAGUACUGUCAUUGUGAAGAAAUCUGUCAAAAUGCUUCGUGGUUACGAAGGUGUUCGAUUUUUGUCAGAUAAACAGAUGGUCAUAUUUGAUAUUGGACAUGCUUAUACAAAAUUUGGUUAUGCGGGCGAAGCUACCCCACGCGGCAUUAUAAGGACGGAAAUUAAGUGUUCAGAGUCUAAAGAGCUUCGAAAAAUUUACGAUUACAAAGAUACAGAAGAUUUAUACCAAUUGCUUGUUGAAUUUCUUCAUGCUUUAUUUUUCAGACAUGUUGUAAUAUGUCCAAAAGAUGCUAAAAUUGUUAUUUUGGAAUCACCAUUAUCUCCAACACGAUUCAGAGAUACCUUAGCUAAAGUGUUGUUCCGACACUUUGAGAUUGGAUCUUUAAUGUUAUUACCGAUUCAUUUAGCAACUAUUAGUACAUUGGGUAUCAACACAGCUUUAGUUUUAGAUGUUGGCUAUAAAGAAGCUACAUUGAUUCCAAUUUUUGUGGGUGUACCAGUUUUAAAGGCAUGGCAGGCACUUCCAUUAGGUAGUCAAAUUGUCCACGAGUAUAUAAUAAAAUCUUUGAAGGAUACAUCUCCCAAUAUAGAUGUAUCAGAAAAACUUGUGGAAGAUAUAAAAGUAAGAACCUGUUUUGUUACUACAUUAGAAAGAUCUCGUAAACUAGGAACAGCAGAAGCUCCUAAUCCUCCCCCAGCAGUUAAAUAUCCUGGGCUUAAAACUAUCAAUAUACCUGGUGAAGUUCGAGAGAAAGCAUUUGAAAUAUUAUGGGAAAGAGACAAUGAUAAUCUUAGUAUACCUACAAUGAUUUUAGAUGCUCUUAUUCAGUGUCCAAUAGAUACUAGGCGAAUUUUGGCUGAAAAUAUACUACUAAUUGGUGGUACAACAAUGGCAAAAGGCUUUAUAAGUCGUCUUAAAUCUGAACUUUUAGUUCUUGUGAAGAGUAGUUUAUAUUCAGAGAAAUUAAAAAUUGAAACGUUUAAAUUUCAUAUUGCACCUAGUAAGCCAAAUUACACAGCAUGGCUAGGAGGUGCUAUAUUCGGAACCAUAGAUUUGCCAUUAAGAUGUCUAACAAAAGAGAAUUAUUUAAAAUCUAAUAGAGUCCCUGAUUGGGUUAGUUUAAUAGACAAUCAAACAGAGGAUUCACUGACUUGUGAAAUUUAAGACACUACUUCAUAUGUAACAAAUAUACUAAACAUCGAUUGCUGUAUUUAUACGUGUAUAUAAAAUAUGUACAGAGUGCACCAUAUCUAACAGAGCACGUCCAACCUGAAAUAAUUUUAUUUUUACAACGUCUAUGUUACAUAAAACAUUGAAAUAUAAAACUAAAUACAUACUUGAUUAUCUGGUGGUUGUUUUCCACUUAAUACAUCAUCAACAUAGCCAAGCACUUGUUCUAACAUGGAAGAAAGUUUAGCACUUGCUUCUGCUAUUUGGGAGAGAUCCAUCAUUGGUUCAAUACCUCCACCUGUUUUUGCACCAGUUAUUUGAGCAUGAGCUGGCAAUUGCGUUUUAGUACAAAGUUGUAAACCCACGAUUUCUGGCUCGUAAGAUGUAAUCUAAAGAAGAAAGAAUUGAUCAGUACAAUUUAUAAAGCAUACUGUACAAAAUACUUGACAUACCUGUACUUUAACUGGUGUGAACAUAGAACCCUGUUUUCCAUUUGGUACUCCUAAUGGAACACAUACGUAAGCUUUAAUUGCCAUUCUGGUAGUAUUUGCUAAUGUUGUGUCAACAGUCAAAUGAACAGGAUUAUUGCAUUCACGAACAUAAUAUUCAUGAAUAACAGAAGAAUGAGUGGUGACCUGUAAAAUUUAUAAAAGUAAAAGGAUAUUUGUUUGCAAUA